Trypanosoma grayi is the source of this 393-nucleotide messenger RNA. RefSeq names its product WD40 repeat-containing protein SMU1. The record is from RefSeq and is a predicted model, not a curated record. The transcript has a single exon. NCBI's taxonomy places the organism in Eukaryota, Euglenozoa, Kinetoplastea, Trypanosomatida, Trypanosomatidae. The annotation marks the transcript as partial.
GUGCUGCUGCUGAGCGCCCGCUUCACUGGCGAGGCGGCGCAGCCGGUGGCGGUGGCGCUUCAUGGCACCAUCCGUGCACCGCGGCCGCUGUAUGCGGCCUGUCUGCGCGUCACGCACACACCUGCGCUCGCAGCGCCCUUGUUGUCCGUUUUUCUUACGGACCGCGACGGCACCAUUCUGCUGUACAACGUGGAGAUGACUUGGCGGCAGGAGCAGGGGCAGGCAGGCGGGGGCCGGAUGGAGCUGCGGCCCACCGACGAGAGCUCUAUCGUCGUUGUGGACCACGGCAAGGCAGUGGGGGACUUAAAUGUGGUGAGCGUGCCCGGGCCGGAGGAUUCUCUGCUCGCGUACUCACCAUCGCUCUCCACAAUGUACCUUCUGUCGUGGAGUUAA